AUGUGGAGCGUUGUGUCCAAAGUUGGAAAGGCCGCCUACAGCACCGCCGCCAAGACAGGCCUCGCCGCCGGCACGGAACAGCCGCCGUAUCCAUGUGCUCUUCCGCUGCUCCUGCUGGAAGACUCCGACGACACGCCACGCGUGCAAGAGAUGCUAGACACCAUCUUCGCCGCUGCCAAGGACCUGCUCGAGAAUGACGCAGAGCACAACUGGCAGCUCGUUGACUAUCAGGACCCGGACAAGGGUGGCGACCUGCAUCUCUUUACACGCACGCACAUUGGUCCUUUCAACUUCGCCAAGGCGACUGUUUCGUUCAUGGGUGUGACACCGCAGCAGGUGCUUGAUACGAUGCACGGCGAUGACCCGGAGAGCCGCAAGAAGUACUCUGCCAACAUGGCCCACUUUGAGAUCCUCGCUCGUCCGACACCCACGUCUAACAUCCAGUAUCACGAGUACUGGGCGCCACCACCGGUAGCUGGGCGCGAAUUCGUCUUCCUUGCCGAGAAGAAAUAUGUAGAGGAGGACGACGUGUACUAUGUGUAUGGCUGCAGCAUCGAUUACGCACCUCGUGCAAAGAAAUCGAACAACCAUGUGCGCGCGUCUUGUCUUUGGGCAUGGGAACUGACACCAAUUGGGAACAACACGAUGGCGACAUACGUGAGCUGCAUGAACCCACGCGGCUGGACGCCCACCUUUAUGAUCGGCUGGCUCAAGUCUGAGAUAGGAAAGGAGCUGGUAGCAUGCCGCCGCGUGCUCUACGGAGAGGCAGUCAACCUCGAGCGCACGGGAGCCGACACACAGGAAACAUCAGAGGAGGGAAUAGAACAACUCAAGGAAUAUGUAUCUUGUGAAUGA
Messenger RNA from Trypanosoma grayi, 855 nucleotides. RefSeq lists its product as hypothetical. NCBI's taxonomy places the organism in Eukaryota, Euglenozoa, Kinetoplastea, Trypanosomatida, Trypanosomatidae. Gene Ontology annotation, molecular function: lipid binding. Bases 1 to 855 code for a protein of 284 amino acids. The record is from RefSeq and is a predicted model, not a curated record. The transcript has a single exon.